Messenger RNA from Daldinia childiae, 780 nucleotides. RefSeq names its product putative carbohydrate-binding module family 1 protein. NCBI's taxonomy places the organism in Eukaryota, Fungi, Ascomycota, Sordariomycetes, Xylariales, Hypoxylaceae. The transcript is spliced from 3 exons. Bases 1 to 780 code for a protein of 259 amino acids. The record is from RefSeq and is a predicted model, not a curated record.
AUGAAGGUUACUCUCUUUUCGGCUCUGGCUGCCGUCGCCAGCGCAGCCGUCCUUUGGGAUGGACGAUUCAACGAUCUAGGCACAUCAGCCGACUUAAACAAAUGGUCGUGGGGGAACCAAGUCGGACCGUACCAAUACUACAUCCACGGAUCGGGCUCAGUCGAAAAGUACAUCAACUUCUCGCCCGACUUCAAGAACCCGGCGGACACGGUAUCGAAACAAGGAGCCAAGUUCACGCUGGACUCGACCGCCUUCUGGAACGGACAGAACAUGCGACGCAUCGAGCUGAUCCCCCAGACUAAGGCUGCUAUCAACAGCGGCAAGGUGUUCUACCACUUCAGCAUAAUGCGCAAGGACACCAACGCCCCGUCUAAGAACCGCGAGCACCAGAUCUGCUUCUUCGAGAGCCACUUUACCGAGUUGAAGUACGGUUGGAUUUCCGGCGAACAGGGCACCGAGAAUGUGAACUUGCAGUUCAUGGUCUCGCAAAACUCCAAGUGGAAGACGGAGUGGAAGCCCAACGUAUGGCACAACGUGGCUUUCGAAAUCGACUUCGGCAGCGGCUCGGUCGGCUUCUGGCACUCGGAGGGCGGCGACGCGCUGAAGCAGCUAGUAGCCCCCGUCAAGACGUCAACUUCGUCUAACGGCGCCGACUGGCACCUGGGUAUUCUCGAGCUGCCGCGCUCUGGCUACUCCGACGGCGUUGAGGACUUCUUCUUCUCGGGCGUGUAUGUCGAGAGCGGUACCAUCACCACUACUAUCGGCGGUCCUGCUGCGUGA